AUGACAUCCAACGACCUAAUCCGAUGCCACACAUUGACGCUCUACAGCAAAGACAUGAUUCCAACUGUCGUUGACAGCACCGAACUCAACACCAACGACCCCAACAACCCCUGGUACACCUGCCCCAUCUCUGCUUCGCUCGACGUCCCUCUCAAAUUCAGAAUCCAACCCGGCGCCAACCACAGCUCCUACCACGCCCGAAAGCUGGGCUGCCGCACCGUCAACGCCAUCGCCAAACAUCUCUCCCUCGACACGGACCUCAACUCACCCACCUUCGGCACCUGCAUCGAUCCACCCAUCACAGAAGACAUCCUUGUUGCCCGCGUGGACAGCGAAGACCUCAACUUCCAACUCCUGCAUGGCGUGCUUGAGUAUGUCAAACUCGCAGUGUACAUGGCGAUGUCGGACUUCGUGUCGGUGCUGGAGGGGUAUCAGACGUAUCCCGGUGCGUGUCGGGCCGUUCGAUUUCAGUUUUCAGAGGCCUGGGCGAAGCGGAGCUGGGAGUUGCCGAAGGGGGUGCAGUGGAGAGUAGGGCGGGGAGACAGGAUGCUCGGGCGGAAUCCGUUUGCUUGA
Molecule: messenger RNA, 573 nt
Organism: Zasmidium cellare ATCC 36951
Lineage: Eukaryota; Fungi; Ascomycota; Dothideomycetes; Mycosphaerellales; Mycosphaerellaceae
Exons: 1
Coding region: 1-573 (190 amino acids)
Source: RefSeq, a predicted model, not a curated record